AUGCUCCUAACUGGUAAUAGUUCCUUCUGUGCGGUCCGCCUAAAUGCGUUCCCUUUGACUAGAACGCUCUUCACUACCCCAAGAUGUCAAUCGUGGUUCUCGAAACUAAUUUACCCUCCAGCGUCGACUACUGGAGCUUCUAGUUACGCUGAAGUAAAUAUUAAUGGUCCAAAUAAAUGCUUUUUACCGAUUAGAAACUACGAGGAACUCAAUGAGACCCUAUUAUACAGUCACACUACGCCUUUAAUACUCAAUUUUACAUUCCGCGGCCAUCAGAAGGCAGAUGAACUUACAGGUGCACUGAACAAGAUAGUCUUGUAUGAGACUGAAAGGAGGAUUAACAUAUGCGAUGUCGAAAUGGAUUUUAUUAAUAAUCGCGAAGGUGUUAUGAGGUUCGGUGUAACAGAGAUUCCCACUCUGGUCUCUGUGCGAAAAACCUUGCCUGUGGACUACUUUUGUCUGUCCGCACAGAAUGGUUAUGUGAAUUGGCUCCAACUAAAAGCUUGGAUAGAAAAGAAUGCUGACAAGCCCUGA
Molecule: messenger RNA, 534 nt
Organism: Eremothecium sinecaudum
Lineage: Eukaryota; Fungi; Ascomycota; Saccharomycetes; Saccharomycetales; Saccharomycetaceae
Product: HGR040Cp
Exons: 1
Coding region: 1-534 (177 amino acids)
Source: RefSeq, a predicted model, not a curated record